CUUAAGCAUAAGCGCAGGAAAGGAGGAGGAGGAGGAGGAGGAGAGCAAGUGCAGGAAUUUUGAUAGAAACAACAUGGCAGCACAGCAGCAAGUGCAAAAGAACACGCUAUACGUAGGAGGAUUAGCUGAGGAAGUAAACGAAGCAAUACUCCACGCUACUUUCAUUCCCUUUGGUGACAUUAAGGAUGUCAAAACCCCCUUAGAUCAAGCCACACAGAAACACCGCUCUUUUGGCUUCGUUACUUUCCUCGAAAGAGAGGACGCCGCCUCCGCCAUGGACAAUAUGGAUGGCGCUGAGCUCUAUGGUCGUGUCCUCACCGUUAAUUACGCCUUGCCUGAGAAGAUUAAGGGUGGUGAACAAGGCUGGGCUGCCCAGCCAAUCUGGGCUGAUGCGGACACAUGGUUCGAAAGGCAGCAGCAAGAGGAGGAAAUGCAGCGUAUGCAGGCAGAGAACAGGGUUGCAAUGGAAGCUGCAGAAGAGUUGCACAGAAAGAAGAUGGCAGAGGAGCAAGAAGGGGAGAAGGAAGAUGAAGGGCAGGUCAAGGAUGAUCCAAUGGCAAGGGCUGAAGCGGAGGUCUUGAAACAGAACAUAUCUUAGCCAACAAAAUGUGUGUUUGUGAAACAAAUUAUCUACAUUGGCAUGAAAUGGUUUUUCGUACUCCCUCCCUCCGAUACGUUUAUGCAACUUACCACAACUCUCUUUCAAGAGCUUGUGUGGUGCAAGGGAUACCAGUAUUCUCAUAGUUGAGUA
Messenger RNA from Populus nigra (black poplar), 751 nucleotides. RefSeq lists its product as uncharacterized. Bases 74 to 598 code for a protein of 174 amino acids. NCBI's taxonomy places the organism in Eukaryota, Viridiplantae, Streptophyta, Magnoliopsida, Malpighiales, Salicaceae. Gene Ontology annotation, molecular function: RNA binding. The transcript is spliced from 2 exons. The record is from RefSeq and is a predicted model, not a curated record.